ACACCGUGUGCCAGUUUAUUGGUUCCAAUUUCUACCACAAACGGAGAAAUAAGAGGCAAAGGAGGGACCAACCACCAACUCAGGGAGAGAAGAAUCCUGUGACAGGGUUUACAAAAUGGCAGAGUGGGCCGAUGUGGUGUAUGCUGCCAGACGACGAGGGGACGACACAACAAGGGAGUCUGUUUUCGUUUAUACCAACAGCAAUAACACAAGGGAUCCCUUUGAGGGACCCAACUACCACAUUGCCCCUCGAUGGGUGUACAACCUCGCAACAGCCUGGAUGUUUUUCGUGGUGGUCGCCUCGACCUUCACCAAUGGCCUGGUGCUGGUGGCCACGGCCAAAUUCAAGAAGCUCCGUCACCCUCUCAACUGGAUUUUGGUCAACCUCGCUAUAGCUGAUCUAGCAGAGACUCUGUUGGCCAGCACCAUCAGUGUGAUCAACCAGGUUUUCGGCUACUUUAUCCUCGGACAUCCCAUGUGUGUCUUUGAGGGCUACACUGUGUCUGUAUGUGGUAUCGCUGGUCUGUGGUCUUUGACUGUCAUCUCUUGGGAGAGAUGGGUGGUCGUCUGCAAACCAUUUGGAAAUGUCAAGUUUGAUGGUAAAUGGGCAUCUGGUGGCAUCAUCUUCGCCUGGGUUUGGGCUGCUGUCUGGUGUGCACCUCCCAUCUUUGGCUGGAGCAGAUAUUGGCCUCACGGUCUGAAGACCUCCUGCGGCCCUGAUGUAUUUGGAGGAAGCGAUGACCCCGGUGUCCAGUCCUACAUGAUUGUCCUAGUGGUCACCUGUUGUAUCUUCCCUCUUUCCAUCAUCAUUCUCUGCUACAUUGCCGUGUACUUGGCCAUUCAUGCUGUCGCCCAGCAACAGAAGGAUUCUGAGUCCACACAGAAAGCUGAGAAGGAAGUGUCCAGAAUGGUGGUUGUCAUGAUCAUUGCUUUCUGCCUUUGCUGGGGUCCUUACGCUUCCUUCGCCUGUUUUGCAGCUGCACACCCAGGCUAUGCCUUCCAUCCACUGGCAGCAGCCAUGCCUGCCUAUUUUGCCAAGAGCGCCACCAUCUACAACCCCAUCAUUUACGUCUUCAUGAACCGACAGUUCCGCGUAUGCAUCAUGCAGCUCUUUGGAAAGAAAGUUGAUGACGGAUCUGAAGUGUCCACAUCCAAAACAGAAGUGUCUUCUGUGGCUCCGGCAUAAACCUCAUGUC
Rhinichthys klamathensis goyatoka is the source of this 1196-nucleotide messenger RNA. RefSeq names its product opsin 1 (cone pigments), long-wave-sensitive, 2 (gene opn1lw2). NCBI's taxonomy places the organism in Eukaryota, Metazoa, Chordata, Actinopteri, Cypriniformes, Leuciscidae. The transcript is spliced from 7 exons. Gene Ontology annotation, cellular component: membrane; photoreceptor outer segment. The record is from RefSeq and is a predicted model, not a curated record. The coding region runs from base 116 to 1186 and encodes 356 amino acids. Gene Ontology annotation, molecular function: G protein-coupled receptor activity. Gene Ontology annotation, biological process: visual perception; G protein-coupled receptor signaling pathway; phototransduction.